This is a messenger RNA of Plasmodium coatneyi, 1563 nucleotides long. RefSeq lists its product as uncharacterized. The transcript is spliced from 5 exons. NCBI's taxonomy places the organism in Eukaryota, Apicomplexa, Aconoidasida, Haemosporida, Plasmodiidae. Bases 1 to 1563 code for a protein of 520 amino acids. The record is from RefSeq and is a predicted model, not a curated record.
AUGUUUCAUCUUUAUGAAUUGCUAAUGUUCUUUUUGAGGAACCCGAGAGACAAGUAUGAAGAGGAGUUUCUGGGACCCAUUUUCCUUCACUUUAAUGGGAAAAAUUACUACAGAAGGGAUAUGGUUAUUAACAACCGACGAGGGGAAAAACUCAAGUGUUCUUUCUUUACUCCUUUUAACUACAAUGAAAAUACACCUUGUGUUAUUUACACUCAUUCGAGUUGUAGCUGCCAGCUGGAGGCGUUGGACGUCCUUCACAUUCUUCUGAUAUGUGAGUGUUCCAUUUUUUCCUAUGACUGUUCUGGGUGUGGUCUAUCAGAUGGUUACUUCUCUACCAGUGGCUGGAAUGAAUCCCAGGAUCUGUUUCUGAUUCUGCACCAUUUGAGGAAUGUAGAACACGUGAAGAACUUCGCUCUCUGGGGGAAGUACUCCGGUGCAGUCAGCUCCAUCAUUGCGGCGUCUCUGGACGCCAACAUUAAGUUGCUGAUCGUGGACUCCCCCUACGUGUCCCUGACCGAGCUGUACAAAACUACCUUCCACCUGAGCGCCAAGGGAAAGGGAGAAGUCAUUUUUAAAAACAUCUGCCUGUAUUUUGCAAAAAGGAGAAUAAAAAAAAAGUUCCACUACGACAUAGAAAACAUAUGCCCCAUUUUCUUCAUCGAAGAUGUGACCAUCCCCACCAUAUAUAUAAUCUCAAGAAAUGAUAAAGUCGUGCACCCAGCCCACAGCCUAUACUUAGCAUACAAGCAGAAGAGUGAGCAAAAAAUAAUCUACACAUGUGAAAAGGCAGCCCAUGCGUAUGAAUCUUUUUCAUAUGACAAUAAAUUAAUGGCAGCUAUCCGGACGGUGUUAUUUGGAUCAAAGAAAGCUGAGGUACAAAAUGUCUUCAGUGUAUAUACCUACAUGAGGGUAUUUAAUGGGCUGAUGGAGAAAUAUGCUCACGAGUUUUGUUUUAUCGAUUCGUUAAUUCAAAAAAAGUUGGGUAAGAAAAAUAAAAUUAUUGACAAGGUUAAGCAAUUUAUUUGUUUCAAGUACCAGUCGAAGGUUUCCCUGUCUUCGUCCAGCUGCUUCAACCAAUCCACCAUCGAUUCCAUCCGUCACGCGAGUACCACAAGCGAAAAUGACUACAUGCAGUAUGAGCCAUCCAAGAAUGCCCUAUGUUGGAAAUAUAAAAGUUUACCAGGUGCACAGAACGAACGAGACAAUCACGGACUGAACGAAGAACAGAACCCACGUGAGGACCACGGACUGGCAGACGAAUAUGAAUACCCAUUUCACGAUGCUCACGAUUUGAUGGAUAGCCAAGAUGCAACAGAGAACCUCCUUGAUGCAUCUCCCCUGAAAGAUUAUGAUGCGAAUAAGGUACCCGCGUUCAGCGCAACAUUCCACCCAGGCGAACAACCGGGGCAAAGACGGUUUAAAGUAAUGCACAUGCAGAGCGCCCGCAGUUCCCUAAAGUCAAAAAAGAACACGUAUAAGAAGUCCCUAACGUGGGACACCAAGUUACAGAGAGCUAUCACUUAUUCCAAGGAGGACUGCCCCUUCGAGCUGCUAAAAAGUUAG